Hemibagrus wyckioides is the source of this 3793-nucleotide messenger RNA. RefSeq names its product immunoglobulin superfamily containing leucine-rich repeat 2 (gene islr2). The transcript has 3 exons. The record is from RefSeq and is a predicted model, not a curated record. Bases 771 to 2891 code for a protein of 706 amino acids. NCBI's taxonomy places the organism in Eukaryota, Metazoa, Chordata, Actinopteri, Siluriformes, Bagridae. Gene Ontology annotation, molecular function: protein binding.
CUUUGUUAAUCUCAGGGAAGGUUCUUGUUUCUCUUUGCACUCUCAUCCAUUAUGGUUUUCCCUAUGAUUAUUUUGCACUAAAAUGCUUACAGUGAUUUAUGGAUCAUUAUACCAUAGGUCUGCUCAUAUGUUAAACCUACUACUGGGUGUUUCAUAUUUCAUACUGAGGAUAUUUCACCUUAGGGGACUGAGAGUAUAUAAGGAAUGUUCAGAAGACCAAACUAUUCCAGAUUAAAGGAUGUAAGGAGCGCUAUAAGAGCAGAGCUGUGUUCAUACACACACCAAUCCACUUUCUACUGCUGCAGCUACUGCUGGACUUCCCGUAGAUCCUGAGUGACCCAUGUCUCGUCCAAUCAGAGGGAAGAAUUCUGUUCACACACUAUACCUACCUUUUCCACUUUGUUUAAAUUGCUCUUGUGUUUUCGGAUUUGUUAUUUUGGGUUUUUUUUUAUUUAUUAUUGAAUUUUCAGAUUUGUUAUUGUGUUUUGCACUUCUCGGCCAUAUUGUCCAUAUGGGCCAUAAAGCCUAUAUUGAUGGUGUAUUCCCUAAAAUUAAACAUAGAAUUAAGGUAGUGUUCUGAUAAUCUUAAAAUAAUUUUAUCAAGUGGAUCUUAGCUGUGCGUGCUCCUGGUAUGUUUGAUUCUUGAUCCAGUAACGAAACUAUUUUGUAACAAACUUUUUAUUCUAUGUUUUCCAGCACAAGAACAGGAACUGUAACUGCACACUUUUAUUAUUCCCCCUCGUUACCUACGCACUCUCCAGGUGUGGAAAAUGGCGACGAGGUCCUUGGUGCUCCUCGCCUUGGGGACUGCAGUGAUUACCUUUGCAGUGACUGUGCAGUGCUGUCCUAAGCAGUGUAGCUGCUCAGAUAAACACCCACAUCACUUUGUGGACUGUGCUUACAAAGAACUUCACCUGGUACCUGAGGGCUUGCCAUCCAAUGUGACCACUCUUAGCCUUUCAGCAAACAAAAUCAAAGUGUUGAAAUCCCAGAAUUUUGUGAAUGUGACCCAGGCUACAUCGCUUUGGCUGGCCCACAAUGAAAUUGUCACCAUUGAGAGAAACACGUUGGCACCACUGGUCCAAUUAAGGAAUCUGGAUCUAAGCCAUAAUAAAAUAGUCAAUUUCCCAUGGGAGGACCUUGCUAACCUCACUGCUCUACAGCUGCUGAAAAUGAACAACAAUGAGAUGGUCAGUCUGCCCAAGGACGCAUUUGCCAACUUGAAAGAUCUGCGCUCAGUUCGCAUCAACAAUAACAAGUUUGCUACCAUUGCAGAAGGAACUUUUGAUGCUCUUAUCUCCAUGUCACACCUACAGAUUUUCAACAAUCCUUUCUCCUGUUCUUGCAAAUUGGAGUGGAUGAGGGAUUGGAUUACUAAAUCUAAAAUUUCCAUUCCUGAGCAGGACAACAUCCUAUGUGAGGCACCUGCCCAUUUAAAAGGUACACAGGUCAUUAACAUGCCAAAACUGACAUGUCAGGCUCCAACUGUUACCAUAACCUAUCAGCCCAACAUUGAGAACACAGAGAUUCACGAGGGACACGUGGUCAUCUUAAACUGUGAAACCAAAGGAAGCCCCAAACCUGAUGUUGAGUGGGAAGUUUUUGCAGGAAACCAAUUAUUAAAGUUCCCAUUGCCUUCACUUGUUGAAAAUAGUGAGUUACCUAUUAAUAGUGCACCCUCUAAUACAAGAUUCCACAUCUUUCAAAAUGGAACGCUAAUCAUUCCUCGUAUGAGCAAAAAAGAAGAUGGAAACUAUAGCUGUUCAGCUACUAAUGCCAUGGGCAAAGCUGAAAACACAGUGAAAGUUGCAAUGGCUGUUAGCACAAAAGUAACCACCAACUCUGUGCUGGACAGAAAAGAAGUUAUUAACAAUAAGUCUGGCCAACAGAACCACAAAAAUAAUGAAUGGUCCUUAUAUGAGCAGCCGAAAAGUCUUCCAACUAGAUCAUCCUCCAUUAAUAUUAAAACUGAAGAGAUUGAUAUUAAUACUUUGCCAUUUACCAGUAAGUGUGGAAUAAGUGAUGGUACACAGUAUAUAUCCAAUCAUGCAUUUAACUUGAGCUUGGAUGACCUUAAACAGUAUACCUUUGACUUUGGGGUGAUUGCUUUGGAAGUGUCUGAGACUGAGGCAAAGGUCCAGCUUAAUCCUCUACAGAUGGCAAAUACCAAAUCAAAUCUUCACCUCAACCAUCCCCAAGACCUGGAAACUGUGAAUAAGGAACCAUUCACGCUUUACCAGUCAUCCUCCAAAAAAUCUCCUAUGGACAUGCUGUAUGUUUGCGUGGGCACUGGCAAUGGACAUUCAGUUGUCCAGUGGUCCAAGAUCGAGGACGGCGUCAACACAUAUCGUUUCCGAGGCUUGCGGCCAGGCACCAAUUACACUCUGUGCCUUACCUAUGGAGGCCAGGACUGUCAGGUUCAAGUUGUCUUCACGACAAGGAAGAAAAUCCCAUCGUUGCUUAUCAUAGUGGUGGUCAGCAUUUUCCUGCUAGCUCUGGCCACAGUGCCCUUGCUAGGAGCCACCUGCUGUCACUUGUUGUACAAGUAUCAAGGGAAGACCUAUAAACUGAUUAUGAAAACACAGAAUGCAGAUCAGAUGGAGAAGCACAUAGCAACAGAUUUUGAUCCAAGAGCCUCUUUUGUGGGAUCCGAGAAAAACUUCAAUGCAAGUGAACUUGGUGAGGGAGACGCUGAAGCUGAUGUAGAGGAAGGAGAAGGGGAAGGCGAGGAAGCCGAGGGCAGUGUGGUGACCGAGUCCAUUCCUGAGUCGCAGUCCAAAACACAGGAGGAGUUUGAAGUGGGCUCCGAGUAUAGUGACAGGUUACCUUUAGGGGCUGAGGCAGUGAAUAUAUCUGAGGAAAUAAACGGCAAUUAUAAAGAGCCGCGCUAAAACCGACAGUGUGUAAAAUAUUUACCUUUCGACCACAUUCCAAACCAGGUGAAUUUCGAUGAGCACAUCACCUUACUAUUGUAAUACUCUGAAGAAGGUGCGUUAACUCUAUUUUACCUCAGUUAUAUAGCAGUAAAUGUAUAUAUUUCAUAUUGGUUCUUGGGUUUUAUAAAUAACCGAUCUCUACCAUCGAAAGGAAUUUAUUCCAACACACAGAACACUGAACUGUACAUUCAACUCAACUCAACGUUAAAUUCUUCAACUUAACAUCCCUGCAUACAUGUAAGAGAGUGUAGAGAAAUUCCUACUAACAAUCAAAUGUCCUUUAACCGAGAGGUUUGGUAACGUAAUGUUGUGGUCAUCCUGCGCCCCGGGCACUAAACCAUGUUCAUCAGUUAUUGUUCAAACGUCGUUGCACAGAUAGUUACUUCUGAAAGAGAAUAUUUUCACUCCACGGCAUGUGCGAAAAAUUUAGUCUAAAAAACCCAGGUCACCUUCAAGUGACAUUUUGUGCAUUGUGUGACUUCAGGUCUCCUUUAAGGAGCGGGUGCUUAAGAAGAUCGUCUCGCCAUUUUUGGACUGAUUGAACGUCUCCUUUCUCUAGUUUAAGGUUACUUGUUCGUGGCAUGUCACACACGAAGUAUUUCCGAGUGUGUUUUAUUAGAAUAUAUAGAACGGUAGAUAUUCUCGGUGUCGAUAUGUGGUGUAAAGCAGUAAAGUGUGAAGAUGUCCUCUUUUUUUAUAUCUCAGUCGUUGCAUUUCACCAUCAGCCUGUUACGCACGUCCUGUACACUUUCGCUUAGUGAAUUGUGUCGAGCUGUUCAACUGAUGUUGUGAAUUAUCUUUUCAAAGAUUUUGAUAUGAUUUUAUGUACGUGAACUUAAUAAAAUACUGAUGAAGAA